CAACUCAUACAUUUUUAACUUAAAUCAAUAUUGUUUGUUUGCAAUAUUUGAGCAAAUAAAAAAGAAUUGUGAAUAUGAUCGAAAUGACAUUCCAGACAUAAUUCGUUACAGGGACUUAAUUUUGUUUGCUAUUUCUGAUGAUCGCAUACAUUCACUAUUUCAUUGCUGGAAUCAAAAGCUCUACAUUCGACUCGAUGUAGAAAAAAUUAAUUUGUGGACCUGUAGAUUUGUUAUUGUUAAAUUUUAUGAGCUCCACGUCAGCCAAAUGAAAUGCACUUCAGCGGAGAAAAAAACAUUCUGGGAUAUAUUUUUUACACUUAUUGAAGAAAAUACAACAGUCACAAGCUGCAUUUUGCAUUAUAUGCCAUAUGAUAUGUACUGCCCAGAUCAUAUUGAGAUAUUUGAAAAGACCAUGAAAAUAUUCUCUGAAAAGAAAAGUCUCAGUAAUGUAACGCUUCAAAUGAUAAAUUACUCACCUGAACAUUUGGAACAAUUUCAUAAUUUGAAGAGUCUCAGUCUCUUUGUGCCAAUGAGAGCUAAUGAACUGAUAGAAUGUGUGAAAUCGAAUCCGAAACUAACCAACUUGGAGUUUACAAGCCCACAUAUAUACGGUAGACUGGCUGAUAUAGCACCUUACUGCGGGAACCUGGAAUCGCUGACGAUUCAUAUGAAACCGGAAACGGAUGCCAGCGAAUACAGUCCACUGGCCAAACUGCCGAAAUUGAAGAUUUUUGACAUUUUUGGGUAUCCACGAGAGGGCUCACUGAAUGCGCUAUUUGGAUCAAUGGCACUGAAUGACACUGUUCUGCAAUACAUUUCAAUACGGCAGGCAAAGCUCGGAACCGCGGAAGUCGAGGAGUUAUCAAAAGUGCAUGUAAACAGAUUAAAUUGCGAAUUGAUGCCAAGUCGAUUAAGAAAUACUCCUGCUUUACUUCAGUUGCCAAACAUCAGCGCACUAGACUUGGGAAUGGAACCUCUGAAACACAAUAAUCUCUACUACAACAGCAUACAUAUUAUGUCUAAUAUGGGUCAUAUUGCGCUUUCAAUUCAUAAAAAGUCUGACCAAGAUGUGUUGUUAAGGUUACACGACUGGCAUAAUAUGUUACAAGGCGGAACCAACCCACUAUGGUUCGAAAAACAAAAUCUUCUGCAGCAGAUUCAAAUGCGAAAUAAUUCUGAAUGUGGCAAAAAAGUAGCGUAUUUGUUAUUGCUGGAAGCCCUGCAAUCGCAGCUUCCAACUAUUACACAAAAUAUACACCGUUUAACUGAAAUCGGAGGACUGAAGGAGUUGGAGGUGAAAAUCAAGCUGAAUAUAGAAGAAGAACUACGGAAAUUUGUUGACUCUAGCGAUUUUGUUAGUUUUGAAGAUCUAGAAGGGGAUAUUGCGAUUGAUGCCGAUGUUCAAAAUAUUAUUAUUCUUGUCCAGCUGACAUAUCUCAAGGACAUCCUGAAAAUUUCCAAGUAUACGAAUAUAAAGAACAGCCUUGCUAUACAAAAUUAUUCGGCUUUAGCGAUUCCACAACUAUUUCCACGAGAAACUUAUCAGAAACUUAUCAAUACUUGCUGA
This is a messenger RNA of Drosophila teissieri, 1567 nucleotides long. RefSeq lists its product as uncharacterized. NCBI's taxonomy places the organism in Eukaryota, Metazoa, Arthropoda, Insecta, Diptera, Drosophilidae. The record is from RefSeq and is a predicted model, not a curated record. The transcript is spliced from 2 exons. Bases 266 to 1567 code for a protein of 433 amino acids.